This is a messenger RNA of Camellia sinensis, 1086 nucleotides long. Lineage: Eukaryota; Viridiplantae; Streptophyta; Magnoliopsida; Ericales; Theaceae. The record is from RefSeq and is a predicted model, not a curated record.
AUGGGGCUACAAGGAUUGAUGUUAGCAUCAGAGAUCAAAUCUCGCAAAAGGCUGUCUGUUGGAGAAUCCAAUGACGACAACCAAUUGAAGAACUUUGACAUUAAAUCUUCUUCUUCACCUGACAUCUUCAGUGAAAUUAACACUUAUAGUGAUGCUGAAAGAAGUGAACAUAACUGCAUGUUUGUUGCAAGGCUGGAGACUAGAACUGGUUGCAAAGCAUUUAUUCGUUUAAUUGUUGAAGAUGGAAUUUGGAGGGUUACUGCCUUCAAUCCUGAACAUAAUCAUAAACUUGCAUUACAAUCAGAGCGGCAUUUGCUAAGAUCUGCUUGUCACAUUUCAAAAUUGAAGGCAGGUGUGAUUGAUUCUAUUGUAAAUGCGGGUUUGCGUUCUUUAGAAUUGGAUGAAGAUUUUCGAUGCAAGCAAGGUGCCCCACAAAAAAUAGUAAAAAAAAGUGGUAGUUUGGGUCAUGCAGCUCAGGUUUACACCUGUAAGAUAUUUAAAUUAUUUGAAAAUGAAUUUCUUAAUAGUCUUGCAAUGGUGGAGAAGCAAGUUGAUUGUCAAGAUACAAUUGAUGUUUUUGAGUUGAAAGAAGAAAAUAGUGAAAGGGUACAUAUUGUUCACUUUGAUCAUCUUACUAACAACAUUUCUUGUUCUUGUAAGAAGUUUGAAUCAUUAGGAGUUCUUUGCUGUCAUGCAUUGAGGGUUUUCAGUAUAAAAAAUUUGACUACAAUUCCAAAUCAAUAUAUUUCGAAACGUUGGAAAAAAGAUGCUAAGAAAGGGAUUAUGGCUUAUGAACAAGGUGCCAAUUCCAUUGCGAAUGGUAAAGAGGUUGAGAUCAUAUGGCGUAAUAGUAUGAUACGUAUAGCUAUAUACAAGAGUCAGGGGAAUGAUAGCCUUAAGAACAUUUGCCAAAAGAUACUUACCGAACUUGAUGAAAAAAUUGAAAGAGAGUUUGCAAGGUUGAAAUUGGGUACGGAUGAUAUGGACUUUGCAAAUAUUCCAUUUACAACUAUGUUGCAAAAUGUCAAUGUUGUAAACCAAUUUAGUGAGAAAAAUGAUAGCCACACAGAGAAGCUACAAAAGUAA